Molecule: messenger RNA, 4046 nt
Organism: Salvelinus sp. IW2-2015
Lineage: Eukaryota; Metazoa; Chordata; Actinopteri; Salmoniformes; Salmonidae
Product: disintegrin and metalloproteinase domain-containing protein 12
Biological process (GO): proteolysis
Molecular function (GO): metalloendopeptidase activity
Source: RefSeq, a predicted model, not a curated record
GCUCUGAUGUAAAAGAGUACGCUGGUCUCGUGAAUCAGAUUUCUUAUGUAGGCUAUCUCUCUCUGUUUUCUGUCGGACUCGCUUACUUAUAAUUUUUCAAACUCACUUAUCAAUGUCUUGGAGACAUUACUUACUGCCAAGUCCUUGAGUGCGGCACGCAGGGAUUUCAGCAUGCUUGGAUGAAAAGUUUUUGACAGCUCCUCUUUCGUGGUCCGGCUAUAAGAAGUCAAUACUUGUUCUUCCUCUGUUUCGGAGCUGACCCCACUCUACUGCUUGCAUCCCGUAUCUGUCAAUCACUCGUGGACAGUAUAUUAUGGUCGUGUCGGUGCAAUAAUUCAUCCUGAACGCAUUUCUUUCCUAAAUCGGGCAAAAUGACUAACUGCCGUUGGAAGAACUUUGCAUUUCUAAUUGUUUUUCAUGUCUUGUCCAUGUCAACAGCAACGGGCAAUACAGACAACACACUUCUGAAUUUACAUGAUGGGAAAAGCUUGGACCAGAGUGUGCUGCACAGUGCUGUCCCUAAGCCCCAACGCUAUGACACCACGGUACCUCUCCUGCUGGAAGGGCGGCAGCGCAAACCACUCAGCCAGCUCAAGUCCAGGAGUCAUCCUGCAUCACUGAAGCUGGUGGUGGAGGCGGAAGGUGAACAACUGGUCCUGGCACUAGAAAAAAACCAGGGCCUGUUUGCAAGCCAUUACACUGAGACACAUUAUCUGGACGAUGGCAGUGCAAUCACUGGUGCUCACAACUUUACGAAGAACUGCUACUACCAUGGAAAAGUGGAAGGCCACGCUAACUCUGACGUCACUCUCAGCACCUGCUCUGGCCUCCGGGGUUUCAUCUCACUUGAAAAUAAGACCUUCAUCCUUGAACCAUCGUUGUACCAGGACAAUAAUAAACACAUCAUCUACCGAGGGGAAAACCUCAACCUGUCCCCAGGAACCUGUGGUCAUGGCUUCAACAUGUCCUCUGUUAUCCCUGACAACCAUCUGAGAAGCCCUUUCAGAACAUUCAGCACCAGGAACAAGAGGCACGCUCAGAAGACUACCAAAUAUGUAGAGCUGGUCAUCGUUGCAGACAACAGAGAGUUUCAGAAACAGGGGAAGGACGUUGAGAGGGUGAAGCAGAGACUGGCAGAGAUAGCCAAUUACGUGGACAAGUUCUAUAGGGUCCUGAACAUCCGUGUGGCCCUGGUGGGCCUGGAGGUGUGGAGCGACGCUGAUAAGUGUCCUGUCACUCAGGACCCCUUCAACACCCUGCAUGAGUUCCUAGACUGGAGGAAAGUCAAACUACUGCCUACGAAAUCACACGACAACGCUCAGCUCAUCAGUGGGGUGUACUUCCAGGGUACCACCAUUGGCAUGGCCCCCAUCAUGAGCAUGUGUACAGUGGAGCAGUCUGGAGGCAUCGUCAUGGAUCAUUCGGAUAAUCCCUUGGGCGCGGCUGUGACUUUAGCACAUGAGCUGGGGCACAACUUUGGCAUGAACCACGACACUCCAGAGCGGGGGUGUGGCUGCAGGAUGACAGUGGACCACGGGGGCUGUAUCAUGACCCCCUCCACUGGGUACCCAUUUCCUACGGUAUUCAGCACCUGCAGUAAGAAGGACCUGGCCGCCAGUCUGGAGAAGGGAGUGGGGAUGUGUCUGUACAACAUGCCUGAGGUCAAGGUGCUGUACGGGGGACAGAAGUGUGGCAAUGGAUACGUGGAGGAGGGAGAGGAGUGUGACUGUGGAGAACUGGAGGAAUGCAUGAACCCCUGCUGCAAUGACACCUGCACCCUGAAGGGGGAUGCCGUGUGCCACGGACAGUGCUGCGAGGACUGCAGGCUGAAGCCUGCUGGCACACCGUGUCGAGAAUCCAGUAACUCCUGUGAUCUGCCAGAGUUCUGUACUGGUGCCAAUCCCCACUGCCCUGCCAACGUGUACCUGCACGACGGUCACUCCUGCCACAACGUGGAUGGAUACUGCUACAACGGCAUCUGCCAGACUCAUGAGCAGCAGUGCAUCACGCUAUGGGGACAAGGAGCCAAACCUGCCCCAGGGAUCUGCUUUGAGAGGGUCAACUCAGCAGGAGAUCCUUACGGGAACUGUGGGAAGGACUCCAAAGGAUCGUUUGCCAAAUGUGAAGCCCGAGACGCAAAGUGUGGCAAAAUUCAGUGUCAAGGAGGGGCCAACCGGCCUGUGAUUGGCACCAAUGCCGUCUCCAUAGAAACCAACAUCCCCCUCCAAGAGGGGGGCCGGAUCCUGUGCCGGGGGACCCAUGUCUACCUGGGGGACGACAUGCCUGACCCAGGCCUCGUCAUGACCGGCACCAAGUGUGGAGAGGGCAUGAUGUGUCUGAAUCGUCAGUGCCAGAAUGUCAGUGUGUUUGGAGUGCACCAGUGUUCAGGGAAGUGCAGCGGACGAGGGGUCUGUAACAACUUGGAGAACUGUCAUUGUGAGGCGCACUGGGCCCCUCCCUUCUGUGAGAGUGCGGGGUUUGGGGGCAGCCUCGACAGUGGACCAAUGAGAUUGUCAGCUGACAGCAGGGUGGUUGCUGUGGCAAUCCUGGCCACCCUCCUCAGCCUUAUGGGUGCUGGGUUCCUGGUAUUCCUUAAGAGGAAGACUCUGGUCCGUCUGCUCUUCACCAACAAGAAAACCACCAUGGAGAAACUGAGAUCAGUUGGGUCGACCAGACCAGCCAGCCCCAACCAGACUCAGUCCAUGUACAGUCCACGACGCAAGCCCCUAGCCAAGCCUGCAGGUACCAGCAUAUACAAGCCAUCACACCUGAGUUCGGAGCCUCUCCUCCCUCCACACAGUUUCCACUCCCACAGCUUGCGGCGGCUGCCCCACUACCAGCCCCUCCACAUCAGCCACCCUAUGCCUGUCUCCCUGAGUGUGGGUCAGCAGCCCCUGCCACCGGUCCCACCCCACCACAAGGCUCUGCCGGCCCACACCGCCCUCUCCCCACCACGGGCACAGCCCUUCCACAGCCUGCCCCGACAGCAGCCCUACAGAAUGGACCAGGACUGUGAGAAACCCAGUCCACCCCAGAAGCCCCUGCCUGCAGACCCUCUGGGAAGGAGGGCUCGGGUGGGACGCAGCACCUCGGUGGUAGGGGUUCGCCUCCCUGGACCCAUCCCUAUCCCCAUCCCCACUGUACCCAGACCCCUGCUCACCAAUCCACAACUGAACAGACCUGCACCCAUACAACCCCCGAGACUGCCAAAGACUCAUCAUUUUGACCGCUGAUCUCAACGAAGAUCUGAUGGAAUGGAAAAGUGGAGCGCUCUAUGGAUGGAGACCCAUAUUUGCACUACAAGAAUACCAGACCUUUGCAACUUUGAAAGUGUCUCAGAGUUUUAGGGAAAGGAGACUGACUUCAAACCUUGGUGCUGUACCUCUGCUUUUGUUGUCCUCGCUCAGGUACAAAUGAACUAUUUAAUGUCUAUAUUUAUUAUUACCGUGUGCACAGUGCACUCUGGUAGACCCUAUUGACAGUAGCAUAUUGAGACUUGGAUCGCUGUUGGUGAUAAUUUUUUUUUACCCCCAGCAAAAUCAGAAGACCAGUUUGCCAUAUAAUGGAGGGUAUGUUUUUAAAUAUACAGUUAAGGAGAGACAUACUGAAAAAAAGUAUUUUAUUUUUAUCCUGUGAAGUUCCUAGAAUAAUCGAAGAGAGAAACACAGAUUGGGUUAAAGUUAAAGGGAAACAGAGCACUGCAUGGAACACUUUGAGAGUAACUUGUAACUCACUAAGCAGCAGUGUUAGGGACUGGGAAUUUUUGUUCAGUUUAUCAUUAAUAAGAACUGCUUUUACAUUCAAAUGCGUCCACUCACUUCAUAAUCAGAAACGGUGUUGACUGACAUGUUGGACGUAUCAAUUGAGGUGUGUUUCGACUAAUCCAAUUCAGUGCAAAAGCAAGGGAAUUGUUUAGAAUGGACACGUACUUGAGAAUUGACUGUUACGUGAUCUUUGUAUUCAUACAUGAUCUUUAUUCAUAUACAGUUGAAGUUGGAAGUUUACAUACACUUUAGCCAAAUACAUUUAAACUCAGUUUUUCACAA